Molecule: messenger RNA, 2541 nt
Organism: Colletotrichum scovillei
Lineage: Eukaryota; Fungi; Ascomycota; Sordariomycetes; Glomerellales; Glomerellaceae
Product: cytochrome P450
Exons: 9
Coding region: 1-2541 (846 amino acids)
Molecular function (GO): iron ion binding; oxidoreductase activity, acting on paired donors, with incorporation or reduction of molecular oxygen; heme binding
Source: RefSeq, a predicted model, not a curated record
AUGUCAACAAUCAGCUUUUCAGGAAUAGCCAUACCCCGCCUAUGCUUCGGAGUGGGAACCCUCAUGAAGUGGGCACCUGGCCACACUCAUCCACUUCCUACGGACAGCAGCGUCGAAAUUCAACAAGCGAUCGACGCGGGGUUCCGUCACUUCAACACUGGUGAUAUCUACACCAACAAUGACAGCUUUGCCGAAGUCCUCCGCCACAGCAAUCUCAAACGCUCCGAGAUCUUCCUAUCCCUUAAGAUCAACACCUACGCAUCCCUAGGAUGUCGAGGCCGCGAUCACAUGAUCCAGGCCGUAGAGCAGGAGAUUGAGCGGUUUGGGAUACUAGAGGGCUAUGUCGACAUCCUGCAGCUGCACUUCCCGCCCCGCGGUUAUGAUGGGAACAUGACCAAUCGCGAUGCAUGGCGUGUGCUGGAAGAUCUCAAGGAUCAGGGAGUUGCUCGCAUUAUUGGUGUGUCGAAUUGGACUUUGCCCGAUUACCAUGACAUCUUCAACGCCAGCGACCUCAAGCACCCUCCACAGCUCAACGAAUACGAGUUCAAUCCGUUCUUGCUGUCUGAUCCCAAGGUCCGGCAACUCCGCGAGUUCGAAGUCGAGCACAACAUUGUCCCAAUGAACUAUGGCCUUUUGACAGCCGUCAGCGGCCGCUUGCCCACUAAAGACAGCACAGCGCUGUUGCAGAAGUUGGAAGAGCAAUCAAAGCAAACGAGGCUGUCGACGGCUGAUCUGCUGCUCAGCUGGGCAUACUACCGGCUUGAUGGCAUUGUCGUGACAUCUACAUCGAAGGCAGACCGAGCUAGAAAGACCUUCGAGCUCCUUUCUGCUAAGCAAGCGCCUGUUAACGGUCAGAUCUACGUGGAGAUGGAGAAGGCGGCAACGCUAGAUGGUCCUGAAGAGUUCAACUACCCCACCGCCACUUACCAUGAGAGUUUCGGCACCCCACCACAUCCUGCAACGUCACUAGUGUUUCCCCAGGCCCUCAUUCCCCAAGAGCCGUACAUUAUAAGCUUUGUCCACACUACGAAUUUCCAAACAAAGCAUCUCCAGGCGAAAAUUGUCAUGUCUCUUCUUGUGCUCUUUGGUUCUCUCGCACUCCUUGCCAUCGGCUGGCUGCUCAGCCACAUCCUGGCGUGUCUUUCACUCCCUGGAGCGUACGGGCCUGCCCUUGCCAGAUGGACUGAUGCAUGGUACAUCUGGAAAAUAUGGCAGGGCAAGUAUGAGGCGUACGACAUUGAAGCACAUAAGAAUGGCUCCAGGAAAGUCGUUCGCAUCGGGCCUCGCAUGUACAGCAUUGACGACCCGGCCAUGGCUCGCGUAAUCUAUGGCAUCGCAUCUCCCUUGCCAAAAAGCGGAUGGUACGAUGCCUGGGGAGAUCCUCGCAUCCCGAACCACAAUCUCUUCAGCGCGCGCGAUCGCGCCGUGCAUGGCCUCAUGCGCCGCAAAGUCGCCAGCAUGUACUCCAUGUCGACAAUCAAGUCCUACGAGCCCUAUGUUGACAGCUGUGUUGCGCUUCUUCUGAAGCGUUUCGACGAGUUCGCCGAAAGCGGAGAGGCGUUUGACUUGCAGCAGUGGAUGCAGUGCUAUGCAUUUGAUGUGAUUGGUGAGAUCACGUUCGGCAGACGAGUAGGUUUCUUGGAAUCUGGCGGACAAGAUAUUGACGGCAUUAUGAGAGGUCUAGAAGACGCCAACGCGUUCUCGACGUUCUCGGGCGUCAACGCCGUCUUGUUGCCCAUACUUCUCGUCCUUUAUGGUAACCCUGUUCGUGGUAUCGCAAGUUUUGCGCGAGAGCUCCAAUCCGAGAGCGAUGAUGUUGACAUCAAGGAAAGGCAUGGCGGAGAGACCUUCCUGACAAAAGUUCAACGACUGCAGAAGGAAGACCCGGAGCAAUACGAAAGAUUUCGUGUUCGAACGCUUACUUUGACAGGAAACGUUGCAGCUGGAAGUGAUAAUAUUUCUCUAACCAGUGCGAUGUACCAUCUUCUCACCACAAAUGGUGUCGUAAAGAGCAUGUACGAAGAGCUCGAUUCCCAAGGCUUCUGCUCUAGCCUCGAUGAACACGUCACUUUUGACCAAGCCCAGCAACUUCCGUACCUCCAGAUGGUCAUCAAAGAAGCCCUGCGACUCCAUCCAGCCGUCGGCUUGCCCAUGUGGCGCGAGGUCGUAGGGUCUGGUCUGGACAUCGAUGGAACCCAUUUUCCGCCUGGGACACUAGUCGGUAUCAAUCCCUGGGUAGCGCACCGGAACGCAAAAGUCUUUGGCGCAAACGCCGCAGACUUCAUACCAGAACGGUGGGAUCCCCAACACGCCUCCUCGGAGAAGUUAGCGGCCAUGGAACAGUACUACCUGCCUUUCGGAGCGGGCGCGAGAACCUGCAUAGGGAAGCAUAUAUCAAGCCUGGAGAUAGUGAAGUUGAUCCCAGAGCUAGUCAGGCGGUAUGAUUUUAAGUGUCUCAGUAGGGAAUUGAAGACUGUUAAGUGGUUUGUAAAGCCACAGAAAGUACUCUUUAGUGUCAGGCGGAGAGGACUUAGAUCUUGA